CAGGGGUGGACUGACCAUUUGGAAACUCGGGCACUGCCCGAGGGCCUGGGGUCAGUAGGGGGCCCCAUGAGAAGCCCCUGGUACCUUUUUCAUAGGCUUUUUUGAGUUUGGGCAAGGACACAGGGGCCCCAUGAUCCCCUAUUACCCGGGGGCCCCAUGAGUAGUCAGUCCGCCCUGGUUUCCGCCCCUGGCUCUACCUGUUUUUAAACCAUGCUCCUACAUUGUCACCCUGUCACAUAAUCUUCUGACUAGAAUUGGCC
Staurois parvus is the source of this 260-nucleotide messenger RNA. NCBI's taxonomy places the organism in Eukaryota, Metazoa, Chordata, Amphibia, Anura, Ranidae. The record is from the annotation of a GenBank genome assembly.